Messenger RNA from Sitodiplosis mosellana (orange wheat blossom midge), 2185 nucleotides. It is a transcript of the gene Wwox, whose product is annotated as WW domain-containing oxidoreductase. Bases 837 to 2084 code for a protein of 415 amino acids. NCBI's taxonomy places the organism in Eukaryota, Metazoa, Arthropoda, Insecta, Diptera, Cecidomyiidae. The record is from RefSeq and is a predicted model, not a curated record. Gene Ontology annotation, molecular function: protein binding. The transcript has 6 exons.
UCAGCUAGAAAAUUGGAAAUAUUUUGUGUAUUAGAGAGAAACUUCUUUUAAAUUGAGAAAAUCUGGUCAAAGUUCAAGUCUACCUAUCAAGUUAAUUGGUGGCGUUGGUGGUUCAUUCGACCUCCCUAGCAUAGAUAAAAUCCCUGACAUUGCCACAUAAUUAAUAUCAUGACCAGCUCGUUUUGCAAGUGGCCCUGUCUGACCAAAACCAGUUAGUCGUGCAUAAAUCAAUCGUGGAUUUUCAUCUAGCAGAAUUUCAGGUCCCAAAUUCAAUUUUUCCAUGACUCCAGGUCGAUACGGUUCAAUCAACACAUCUGAUGUUUUGCUCAACGCACGCACAAGCUCCUGUCCUUUUGCACUUUUAAUGUUAAUUGCAAUAGUUCGUUUGCCCUUGCCCAAACAAUCCAACGGAUUGUCAAUGAUUCGAUCAACUCUUGUGACAGUUGCACCGAAAUCGCACAGUAUCAUUCCUCGUAAGAAAAAAAUGUAAACAAAAUGUUAUUUUCCAUGUUUCCAUUGAUUUUUUCGAAAUUUUUCAUUACCACAAUGGGGACCAGGUGCCAAACCAGCCAAUUCCAAGACUUUGAUACCUUUCAAUGCCAUUUUGUGCGAAAUUAAACGAAUCUAAUCCAAAAUCAUUAUUAUUUUGCCACAGUUUAUUUUUCACCGUGAUAAGCGAAUAUGUAAAUAGACAUGUAAAUAGAAUUGACCUGUCAAAAUUCAAGUAAUUCCAAACGUCAUUGUCAUAUUAAUGACGUUUUGUUUAUCAUCUGUAUUCCACCUUGAAAAUGUACUCACCGAACAAAGAAAGUGUUCUUGAAAUCUAAUUGAAAAUUAUGUCGAGACCGCCAAUGAUGCAACCAGAUUCGGAUAGCGAGGAUGAAGUUCUACCGCCUGGAUUCGAAGAACGAACCGAUGAAGACGGGAAUGUGUUCUAUUUGAAUCAUCAAGAGAAAAAGACUCAAUGGACACACCCAAGGACAGGAAAAUCGAAGAAAGUCCAAGGAGAGCUGCCAUUUGGUUGGGAAAAAGAAAUUGAAGAAAGUACCGGCAAAAUAAUUUACAUCGACCGAAAGAAUGACAAGCGCACGUACAUUGAUCCACGUUUAGCGUUUGCCGUUGAAAACACUCCACGAAAUAUCAGCGAGAUUCGUCAAAGAUUCGAUGCAAACUCAACCGCUUUCCAGGUGCUACAUGGCCAAGACUUGAGUGGAAAAGUGGCUGUGAUCACCGGAGCGAAUACCGGCAUUGGAUUUGAAACGGCUCGGUCAUUGGCUUUCUUUGGAUGUCGAGUGCUGCUAGCAUGUCGUUCACAAAGCAAAACCGAAGAAGCGAUUGAAAAAAUUCGCAAAGAACGUGAUUCGGCUGGUGAACGUUGCUCAUUCAUUCCAUUGGAUUUAUGUUCAAUGCGAUCAGUGAAACAAGCAGCCGAACUUAUCAAAAAGCAAGUGACACAUAUCGAUAUGCUCAUUUUGAAUGCCGCUGUAUUUGCGUUACCUUACACACAAACAGAAGACCAACUCGAAACUACGUUUCAAGUGUGCCAUUUGGCACAUUUUUACCUCUGCAAAUUGCUCGACGAGUGCCUGGACCGUCGGUCCAGAGUUGUUGUUGUUUCAUCAGAAUCACAUCGAUUCAGCUGGCUUCCGCCAUCCGAUUUGGGCGAGCAAGUAUUGUCGCCACCGGCGAAGCAGUACUACAGCAUGAUGGCUUACAACAAUGUCAAACUGUGUAAUGUAUUGUUUGCACGCGGCUUGGCUAAGGAACUAAGCUACAAAGGAGUCUGUGUGAAUGCUUUACAUCCCGGUAACAUGGUUUCAACGUCAUUAUCACGAAAUUGGUGGUUCUAUCGGAUAUUAUUCGCUUUCGUGCGUCCAUUCACAAAGUCAUUGCAACAAGCUGCGAGUACGACUAUUUAUGUUGCUACCGCAAAUGAGUUGACUGGAGUCAGUGGGCAGUAUUUUAACAAUUGUUUCUUCUGUGAACCAAGCAAAUUGGCUCAGAACAAUGAAAUGGUUGACAGUCUAUGGCAAGUUAGCGAACAAAUUCUCGAUCAUAUUUUGCAAGAAAAGGAUUUGAAAUAAGUCAUUCCCUGCACCAACAUGAAAAACGAUUUUUUCUAUUAUUUUCUAAACAAUUUGCAAUUUUUCUAACAUUAAAUAUAAUUCUAUGGACUUUAAAGGUA